AUGCCACCUACAAGCAGAAAAUCACAGACUGAAAUAAAUCCUUCAAAAUCAGUCCUCUGUGAUGAAGAAUGUCAUCUACAUUAUUUAAAAAAUGGAGAUAUUAACCAUAUUUCAUGUGUGGAUUGUAAUGACAACCUCCAGGAGGCAUCAACCCAAGAAUAUGCUGUACUGUUAUCACAAGAUGAACCCCCUGUGCAGUGGCAUUCUUCUUCAGACUCUAAUGCUGAUGCUCUGGGAAACAACAUACAACAGGCUUCUUAUGGAACUAGAUCCAAGAUGAAAGAAGUGGAUAUGCACUCUUCAUAUCUGCAGAUCUUCAGUGGACACCAAGACAAUAAUUUGGAUGCUUCUCCUGUAUGUUGCUGUGAAUCACACACAGAAAUACAGUAUGCAAAAACACAUACUAAUAUGAGCUGCUCAGGGCUUAAUAUAUAUGAACACCAAGAAGAACCUACUUGUAAUGACCAAGAAGAAACCUUUCUGCAAUUGAAGAAUGUUGAAAAUUUGUGUCACUUUUUAGAUCUGCCUAACAGAGAUCACGAGAAAGAAUUUUCUCAAAUCAACAAACACAAGAAUCCUGAAACUGCUUCAGGAGUUUGCAGUGUGGAACAAACAGAAAAUAUAAGUUCUAAUCUGGAAGACACACCGUUUGACAUCUCAGUUCAAACAUCAGCAUCAAAUCUUACUGAAAUCAAUUUGAAGAUCUCAGAUGGUACUGCAAAAGGAAAAGUGGAAAAUAAUGUAAAUGGACAGGAAUGCCAACCACAAGGAAAACUAAAAGAUAUAAUAUCUUAUCUAGAUGAAAUAGAACAUAGUAGUACAGAAGUAAAAGAUUUCACUAGCCCAAGUCAGUGCACUUUCAGUGAAAGGCAGAAAGACAGAAUUUACCUCGAGGAAACUUUAAGGAAUAAUUAUAAAGCAAAAGAAGAGACAACAAGUGAAGAUGAAGCCAGAUUAACACAACAUGUGAAGACUCUAGAGCUGCAGUUGGAAGACCGUGACCGAUGUCUUUUACUGGCACGCCAAGCCAUAUCUCAGCAACAAGAGGCCCUGAAGCAAUCAAAACACAAAAUGGAGCUGAAGAUACGUUCUUGUAAAAAAGAUUAUGAAGAUGUUGUCCUACGUCAUCAGAAGUUCAUAGAUCAGCUUAUUGCAGAUAAAGAGGCCUUGAAUGAGAAAUGUAAAUCACUAUUGCAUGAACUAAAAGUAGCUGAAUCAAGAUACACAUCAAAUCUAAAAGCUGCAGAGGAAAGACACUGCAUUGAUAUUAAAAAAGUACGUGAAAUGCAUGCAGCUGCAGAAAAAGUACGACGUGAAAAAUGGAUUGAGAUUAAAACUAAGAAAAUAAAGGAAAUGACUGUGAAAGGAUUAGAGCCAGAAUUGAAUCGUAUGUCAGAACAACAUGAAAAAGAGCUGUCAGAGCUCCGUGCACAGCAUGAGAAGCAAAUGUAUAAAGCCCAGCAGGAUGCUGCCCAGCAGCUCAGAGAGCAGGCCCAGCUGCUUCAAGAAGAGUCAAGGAGACGACAGUUGGAAGAAACAGCACAUGAAGCUGCUAGAAUAAAGGCCAGGUAUGAUAAACAACUUGAAGAGCUGGAAGAAUUGCAACAACAACAAAGAAACAAAUUGCUUGCAGAGUUUUCUAAGGAGAAGGAAUGUUUUACCAAAGAAAGAAAGAAACAUAUGGAUGAGUUGAGAAAGCUUAAAGAGAGCCUAAAUUCAGAAAAACUGGAAGAAAUAAAGCAGCUAGAAUGCAAAUGGAGUGGAUCUGUAAAACAGCUUGAAAUAAAGCAUCAGACAGAACUGCAAAUGGUGAGAGAAACAUUGGAAAUGCAGAAGGCUGCAUGGAUGCAUGACUGUGAAAAGAUGCAGAAAUUGUAUCUUCUGGAAAAGGAAACAGAGAUCAGAGAAGAAUAUAAGAGAAACCGAGAUAGAGAAAUUGAAAAAGCAAUUGAAAAACUGGAAGAAGACUGUGAAAGAAUGAAAUCAGAAACUGAAAAAGCAGCAGAAGCAAAGGCAUUGAGACUUAAGGAGCAGUAUGAAGCUGAUAUUAGAGAACUUGAAACUGUGAUUUCAACUCUGAGAAGUAAGUGUGAUGAUAUAAAAGAGAAGCUUGAUGAGAGAGAAGGUGAGCUUGCCCACCUUAACACAAGCAUCAGACAACUGCAAAAAGAGCUUUCAGAAUCUCAAAAGCUUAUUGAGCAGUUUUCAAGUGAAAGAGCUAACGUCAAAGAGAUUAUUAGAAAAGAAUUUCUAUCACAAAUAAUUAUUCUGGAGGAAGAAAACAUUCAGUUAAGGGAACAAAUUGCUGAAAUGCGAGCAUAUCACCAAAUGGAAAUUUCUGCCAAAGAAAAGGAACUUAGGACUGCAGCUGCUGACAAAGAGCAUGAGUUUCAAGAAUUAUAUAAAAGGGUGAAAGCAGCAAUUGCAAAGAAGGAGAAAGCAAUUCAGCAACUUCAUUUGAAAUAUGAGGCAGCAUUAGAACAGUGUACUCACCUUGAAAAUGUUUUAGAACAACACCAAAGAGACCAUUUGUUUCGAUAGCUAAGUAUUAUUUUUCAU
Molecule: messenger RNA, 2559 nt
Organism: Schistocerca nitens (vagrant locust)
Lineage: Eukaryota; Metazoa; Arthropoda; Insecta; Orthoptera; Acrididae
Gene: dila
Product: centrosomal protein of 131 kDa
Exons: 12
Coding region: 1-2541 (846 amino acids)
Biological process (GO): intraciliary transport involved in cilium assembly; cilium assembly; regulation of centrosome duplication
Cellular component (GO): centriolar satellite
Source: RefSeq, a predicted model, not a curated record